AUGAUGGUGGUUAAGGACAAUGAUGAAGUACCAUCUAACGAAAUAACUGAAAUCGAAUCCAAAGUUGAAAAAUCAAAAACUGGAAUCGGGAGGCAGUCAAAUGGACAACCAUUAGUCAUAAAUCCCCAAAAGUACAUAAAUCAAAUAAAGCGAAUCUCGCAUACUAUCAAAAUACAAGCUCAUAAAAAAUUAAUAAUCAAUACAACAUCGAUAAUGUCAGCAAAUGAACUGACGAAAAUUGCCGAGGUACGUCCGUAUUACCAUCACGGAACUACGCAAUAA
Molecule: messenger RNA, 282 nt
Organism: Macrosiphum euphorbiae (potato aphid)
Lineage: Eukaryota; Metazoa; Arthropoda; Insecta; Hemiptera; Aphididae
Source: the annotation of a GenBank genome assembly